AUGGAGUGGAGUGAGGAAAAAGUGAUCGAGCUUAUUGAAAAAUAUCGGGAGAAGCCCGUUCUGUGGAAUGUUAAAUUAAGUGUGUACCGCAAUAAAAUAAAGACAAAUGAUGAUUGGGUUGCGUUAGCAGCUGAAAUUAAUGUGCCGCGUGACGAAACAGAACGAAAAAUGAAAACUUUAUUAGCACAAUUUCGUCGUGUAAGGCAGAAAGUACAGAAGAUGGUAAAAUCGGGAAUGGGUACUGAUGAAAUUGAUACAAGAGUAUGGUUUGCAUACAAAGCUUUUGCGUUUCUCAACGACAGAAAUGAACCAAAAGCAACAAUGGAUACAAUGGGACAGGACAACAACGAAAGAGAAGUAAGUGAAGAAGAGGAAGGAGGAGAUGAUGACACAUCUCAAAUCGAACAUCUGGAUGAAAGCCAUCAACCCGACAACCAACAUGUCGAACAAGAUUCUGCCCCCGUAGAAACUCAAAACAUACGUGACACGUUCCCUCCACCUGCCAAACGUAUAAAGAAAGUGGCCAGCAAACAAAAAGAUAGUCGCCUUGAAGAAGCAUAUGGAGUCAUGUCUAUGCUAUCUGCAAAGCGAACUGCUUCACGCGAUGAGUGCGCACUGUUCGGUGAACAAUUAGCAUGUAAAUUACAAAAAUUAGACGAUCGCAAUAGACUUAUACUUAUGCAUAAAAUUAAUACACUAGUUUUUGAAACAGAAAUGAGGAUCUCACGGCCAAGUAAUAUUUCAACCUUUAAUUAUACUCAAAGUGCAGAUCUCAUGACACAGCCAUAUCAUUAUAUGCAACCAUCCCCUUCAUAUUCACUACAUGAUGGUAGUUCUCCGAUUUCAUGUACACCAGUGAUGUCUCCAAAUCUUUCCGCACCGUCACCAGCAUCAACUUCCAGUUGCGGCAUGGAAGAUAUACAACGCGAUGAUGUUUAUUCGAUACAAUAA
Molecule: messenger RNA, 951 nt
Organism: Photinus pyralis (common eastern firefly)
Lineage: Eukaryota; Metazoa; Arthropoda; Insecta; Coleoptera; Lampyridae
Exons: 2
Coding region: 1-951 (316 amino acids)
Source: RefSeq, a predicted model, not a curated record